This is a messenger RNA of Anopheles aquasalis, 1373 nucleotides long. It is a transcript of the gene Dcps, whose product is annotated as Decapping enzyme, scavenger. Gene Ontology annotation, molecular function: RNA 7-methylguanosine cap binding; hydrolase activity. The record is from RefSeq and is a predicted model, not a curated record. Gene Ontology annotation, biological process: deadenylation-dependent decapping of nuclear-transcribed mRNA. Lineage: Eukaryota; Metazoa; Arthropoda; Insecta; Diptera; Culicidae. Gene Ontology annotation, cellular component: nucleus; P-body.
GUGGGUUGUUUUGGUCGAUGGCGUCACAAAAACGCGGUUUUUUCGCUGCUUGUUGGUUGCCGUUUCUCUGCGUUUUCCGAACGGAAGCAUUUUCCGGAAUUUCAAGCGAGGAAAUCGAAGCUAACAGAACGAUUCGCCGAGAUUGUGUGCUGUAAGAUCCCGAUCGGAACAGAAGAGUUUUUGUCAUGCUCGCAAAAAGCGCCGCCGAACCGAAAACAGCGAGCAAAGAUAGCAACAUCGAUGAAUCACAACAUCCUCAACGUCAGCACGACGAAGGUCAGCAACAGCGUGUGGGUGAAAUAUGUUACGAUCUAGCCCACUUUCGAACCGUCCGCGUGCUGAACAAUAACAGCACGCACAAGAGUGUCUGCCUGCUGGGUCACUUCGACAAUCUGCCAGCACCGGAGAAGCAGGCCAUCGUUUUGCUGGAAAAGCGGUCCUUUACCGAGGGCCAGGUGGUGACACCGAAAACGAACGGUGACGACGAGCAGCAGCAGCAGGAAAACCACAAAAGUGAAAGUGAAAACGAAAAAUCCAGCCUCACCGUAACAAAGACCGCUGACGACGGUACACCGCCCGUGCGCGAGCAAACGUUUUUCACGUCAGCAUCCCGAUUGGAGAAGGAAUUCGUGAACGACAUCUACGGCAACUUCCUGUGCACCGUCGAUCCGGCCUUGAACCGUUUGAAAGUGACCAUCAUCUAUCCUGCUGAGGAGAAGCAUAUCGUCAAGUACACGGUGCAAAAUCGAUUCUUGAUAGAGGAGACACCGGAGUUGUAUAAGCGAGUAACCUUGCCCCAUCUGGAUCAGGGUCAGCUGAGUUUGGAGUGGCUUUACAACGUGCUAGAUCAUCGAAAGGAAAGCGAACGCAUUGUCUUUGAAGAUCCGUGUGACGAAAACGGAUUCAUACUGCUGCCGGAUCUGAAAUGGGACGGUAAGACAGUUGAACAGCUGUAUCUGUUGGCGCUCGUCCGUCGUCGAGACAUACGUUCGCUGCGCGAUCUGACGGCUGACCACUUACCGCUGUUAAAGAACGUUCGAUCACGAGGCAUUGCGGCGAUUAAGGAGCGUUACGGCAUUGGGGCUGAUCAGCUGCGCAUCUACCUUCACUAUCAGCCGACGUUCUACCAUUUGCAUAUGCACUUCACUUACCUACGACACGAUCCGCCCGGAGUUGGGUGUGAUAAGGCUCACCUUCUGUCGACCGUCAUUAGUAACCUUGAGCUACUACCGGAUUACUAUCAACGAGCUACGCUAACGUACGCUCUCAAGGAAACCGAUCGCCUGUAUGAAAAGAUACGGGCACAGACUGUAGAAGAGCCGGAGGAACCGCCUGCCAAGAGAUCCAAGAGUGAUCUCUCCGUAUCACAGUAA